GUCCAGUCUUCUUGUAAUUUAAGUCACUGCAGUAAGCUAAUGAAACUAUUGACGGAUUUGUAACAUUUAUAAUAUUUACAUAAAAUGAUUUUUCUAAAGGAAAAUUACAGUGUUCUCUUAAUUUUAGAUAGUGAAAUUUCAAGUAAUGACAUUACAGAUUUUAUUGCUACAAUAAAGAAAUACCUUAAGAAUGCAGAACAGCUGACAAUUGCAUCACCGAAAGAGCUAGAAAAAUCUAUUAGCAAAGCAACUUUCUACGAUACGAUUAUUUCAAUCUUUAAACUAUCAUGCCCAAAUUACAAAUCAGUUUUUGAAGAAUGUUUAAGAAUAUUAAAACCUGGAGGCAUAUUAAUUAAUUAUGAAUCAUUUGAACAAACAGAAAAUAUGCUUGCUGUUUAUGAAGGAAGAGUGUCAAGUUUGAAAUUGACUGGUUUUAAAGUUAAAACACAGGAAGAGUUAGAUACACAAAAAUUGAAAACUCAUUUACACAGUGUAUACAAUGCCAUGGAUAAAGUUUGUGAAUUAGUAGCAGAGAAACCAUCAUUUGACAUUGGUUCUAGUGUAACACUUAAUUUUGGAAAAGAAAAGUUAUCCAAUGUAUGGAAAUUAGAUGAUGUUGUUGAUGAAGAAUUAAUUAAUGAAGAUGAGCUGUUAGAUGAAAGUGAUAUAAAAGUUAACACAUUUAGCUUAAGGGUAUGCAGUACAACGGGUAAAAGAAAAGCAUGUAAAGAUUGCACUUGUGGAUUAGCUGAGGAAUUAAGUGGUAAAACUGUUCAGAAAGAUACUGUAAAAUCUUCAUGUGGAAAUUGCUAUCUUGGUGAUGCAUUUCGAUGUGCCAGUUGUCCAUACCUUGGUAUGCCUGCAUUUAAGCCUGGUGAAAAAGUAGUUUUAGCUGAAACUCAGUUGAAAGCAGACUAAGGAAAUUUGUGUUAUUCCUCUAUUCUCAUGUUCACUUUUAUUAUAGUUGGCAAAUUGAUUUAUUUAUCUUAAAAAGUAAUACAAAUUAUUUAAAAUUAGUAAUAAAUUCAUGAAAAUAUAUCGCUAUUUAAGUUAUUUUAUUUCAUUCUAUUUGCAUAUAGCAGUAAUUAACAUGUUAAUCAUAAUAGAAUGAUAGAAAAUAUUUACGUUUCUAGUAUUUUUGGUAUAUAUCAAUGUUAACAAAACAAUUUAAGUGCUGCAUAAUUAUUAUACAAAGGCCCAAAAUAUUCAAUAUCUUUUAUGUACCAAUCAUUUUAUUGUUUCAACAAUGCUUUUACCGCAAUACAGUUACCACUGUAGUAAGUACAAAGCUAAUAAAGAAUAAAAGUUGGAAAUAGUAAUUUGGAAA
This is a messenger RNA of Osmia bicornis bicornis, 1327 nucleotides long. RefSeq names its product anamorsin homolog (gene CIAPIN1). NCBI's taxonomy places the organism in Eukaryota, Metazoa, Arthropoda, Insecta, Hymenoptera, Megachilidae. Gene Ontology annotation, biological process: iron-sulfur cluster assembly. Gene Ontology annotation, cellular component: cytoplasm. Bases 85 to 918 code for a protein of 277 amino acids. The transcript is spliced from 5 exons. The record is from RefSeq and is a predicted model, not a curated record. Gene Ontology annotation, molecular function: iron-sulfur cluster binding.